Molecule: messenger RNA, 1458 nt
Organism: Ophidiomyces ophidiicola
Lineage: Eukaryota; Fungi; Ascomycota; Eurotiomycetes; Onygenales; Onygenaceae
Exons: 4
Coding region: 1-1458 (485 amino acids)
Biological process (GO): transmembrane transport
Cellular component (GO): membrane
Molecular function (GO): transmembrane transporter activity
Source: RefSeq, a predicted model, not a curated record
AUGGACUCUGGCCGUCAAAACAACGUGGAGCCAGAUGUUAUGAAGCCGAUAUUGGGUCGCAUCAAGGAGACCAAAGAUGAUGGCCCCAGCCCCGAAGCCUCCAUAGCCCAUAUCGAAGGGGACUACAAGGUGUACAAACGUCGCUUCUUUGGGCUGGGGCAGCUGGUUCUGUUGAAUAUUGUUGUCAGCUGGGAUUGGCUCACUUUCUCGGCAGUGUCAAAGACAUCGGCGCAAUAUUUCAAUGUUUCUGAGAGUGCAAUCAAUUGGCUCAGUACCGGGUUCCUCUUCGCUUUCUGCGUUACCAGUCCCAUUGUUAUAUGGACUCUGAAUAAAGGAGGGCCCAAGCCCUCGAUCGUUGCGUGCGCCGCGCUGCUGCUGAUCGGGAACUGGGUCCGGUAUGCGGGCACAAAAGCGAAUAACGGCAUGUUCGGCCUGACCAUGUUUGGCCAGAUCAUUAUUGGAUUCGCGCAGCCGUUUGUCUUGACGGCCCCUACGAGAUACAGCGAUGCUUGGUUUAGUGAUCGUGGACGAACCAGCGCGACCGCGGUUGCGACUCUGGCAAACCCGCUAGGCGGCGCCUUGGGCCAGCUGAUCGGCCCAAUGUGGGCGACAAAGCCCAGCGAAGUACCGAAUAUGGUGCUUUAUGUCUCGAUAGUGUCGAGUGUCGCGUGCAUUCCUUCCUUCUUUAUUCCCUCUCUUCCGCCCACACCCCCUAAUCCCGCUGUUGGCGUAGCCCGGAUUCCUCUGCGCGAAAGUCUCAUCAAGCUCAUGUAUGCCCUUGAGUUCUGGCUGGUUUUCUUUCCCUUUAGCAUAUAUAUUGGCAUUUUCAACAGCAUCUCUUCUCUUCUUAAUCAAAUUCUCCAGCCCCAUGGCUUCUCCGAGAUGGAGGCUGGCAUCACUGGCGCUCUCCUGAUCUUCGUCGGCCUCGUUGCCGCUGCAAUAUGCUCCCCGAUUAUCGACAAAUACAAACAUUACUUAGGCACGAUUCGAGUCCUCAUACCGAUUAUCGCGCUUUCGUAUCUUGGCUUCGUCUUUGCACCAGAGUCACCUAGCGUCGCCGGGCCUUACGUUGUUGCCUCUAUUCUUGGUGCUUCCAGUUUUGCUAUUCUCCCCGUAAUUCUUGAGUACCUCGUCGAAAUAACAUAUCCAAUUUCUCCUGAGAUCCCCAGCACGCUUUGCUGGGUUGGUGGUCAGAUAUUCGGUGCCGCGUUUGUUCUCAUCGAGACGGCGCUGAAGGCAAGCCCGAAUGCAAAGCCACCCCUGAAUAUGAAACGAGCUCUUAUUUUCCAGGCUGUAAUGGCAGCAAUUGUGGUGCCUACGCCUUUUAUUUUUGGACAAGUGAGUAGAAAGGUGGGGAAGAGAAGGCUGGAAGCCGAACAACAAGCGAAAGCAAGAAGAAACGCGGAUAGAGGGGUGACUUGUACAGCAACAGGGGAUCACAACACGGGUAAUUUAUAG